Molecule: messenger RNA, 414 nt
Organism: Adineta ricciae
Lineage: Eukaryota; Metazoa; Rotifera; Eurotatoria; Adinetida; Adinetidae
Source: the annotation of a GenBank genome assembly
AUGAAAAAGCCUCAAUUUUAUAUUAGUAAUACAAUAUGCAAUAAUAAGAAAGAAACCGUGGCGCCAUACAAUAAGCACUACGGCCACUUCAAUCGAACAACAUCACAACCAUACACAACAUAUCAAAUGCGCCACGAAGCAUACACAAGAGCAUCCUCAUCCUCAUCUGCAUACUUCUGCCCAUCAACUUCACUACCACGAGACCACUCGCCAUUCCAUCCAGAAAUAGGCAACUCCGCCAAAAACCAUCUCCAACUCCCAUUUAUGAGUCCAACUGGAACAAACACUCAACUACAAAAGAAUACUUUUACCAUUAAUGCAAAUUUACUACAAACACCAACAGCAAUCAUCACUUACUCCUGUCCGUUUUCUUUCUUUGCCUUUGUCAAAUUUCCAUAUACUGAACAGGUUUAA